CCUGAUGCGUGAGUCAAGAAAGAGACUUUAGGUCAAAUGUAGGUGUUAUUGGUAAUUUGCGAGUCCGAUAUUUUUAAACAAUCGACUCAUGAUCGGUCCAAAUUAACAAUCUGAAAACCUCUCGGAUUCGCUUAUCACUGGACGUUAUUAUGACGUUUUACUAGAUGUACUGAUUCUCAUAGACUUAUCAUAUCACUUAUCUACUGAUGGUUUAUUUAAAUACGUAUAAACCAAUAUUGAUGACACGUAUUUUUUAUUCUUUAAGUUUUACUGUUUCCAUAAGGAUGAUACUCUUCAAUUAAGUAACACUUACCGAGCUACCGAGAUAUUGUCAUGGGCACGGUUCAACAUGGUCGAACCUAUGAGGCACUAUUACCAUUAUUGUUUUCAUGGAGGUGUUUGCAAUGCAAUGACAUCAAAGACUUUUCUUUGGAGUCUAAUGCUUCUCAAAGUGUGUAUGGCAUAUUCGACGACUUGGUGAUGUCCAUCGAGUUUAAAAAUGGAUCAAAGCGUAAGACAGUUUUUCAAAUCAAACACGGUAAAAUCAAUUUCGAUAAGGACGCGGCAUAUUUUGAAAAGGACUACGACAAUAUGGUGAAGAACCAUAUCACUCCACAUCAACUUAUCUAUUAUUCACAUCGUUAUGUUACAAGCAAAAAAUACACACUUUCGCAAUUGAAUGAAUUAGGGGAUUUUGAAAAAAUAUUUGACACUUCCAAUAAAUCUAAGAUUUAUCGCGUGGAAGGGAGUGAUCAUCCUGUUUGGAAAAAACUUCUAAUAUACUGCCAACAAAAAGAUGAACAUUCUCUAAUGAAUGUAUUUAAAUCAGAAAGUCUAUGUUUUAAGAAUAUCAAUAAACUAUAUUACGAAUUUUUUUAUUCGUAUUUUAAAAAAUGGACAGAAAGACGUAUUGAAUCAGUUUUGACAAAACAAUUAAUACAAAAUAUUUUUUUACAACCAAUAUUGAACGACUGUAUGGUUCCACCCGUUGAUUCAAACAAAUUGAUUUAUGAAGGUCUGGAUAAAUGGAUGAACAUAAUUUUGAGACAAAACAUUACAUUCUUGAGAAAAAAUGAUCAAAUUUGCAAUGAAGAAUUAAUAGAAGAUAUUUGGACGUUUACGAAAAAUAAAUUGACCACUAACUUUAGAAUAAAAUUUUCAUUAGAAUGGAACGAAGAGCUAAAACCGACAGAUGUACAAAACAUUAAAUCCAGUAGACCAUCAAUAAAUAAAUAUUUUUUAAAAGGUGUCAAUUUUAGCCUAAAAAAUGUUUACUGGUAUUCAUGGUUAGAAAAUGAGGUUCCCUUAAUUUUAAAAUGCGUUGAUAAAAAUACACUGACGUUAUUAGAAGAAAUUUUCAGUUUGUUUGAAGAUUUUUUUCAAUCAAAAUGUGUAAUCGUAUUUAGUGAAUAUAAUAUUAAGACCGCUCUUAAAACAUUUUAUAAAAUCCCUGAUUUAGAUAACGACAUUAUAAAAGAGAUUUAUAAAACAAUUCAGAUUUCCCUGCAUGGCAGAAAACCUAUAUUUGUUAAGGACAUAAUAAAAAAAUCCGAUUUUCUUGAAAUAGGAAAACAUUAUACAUCUACAGAUUGUUUUAGAUUCUUAACUAAAAUUAUCAAUAUUGGGGAAGAUAUUGGAAAACUCGAACAUUAUAUUAAACGUAGAUUACGUUACAAACUUGUAGAUCCACAAUCAUUUUUUCAAAACACCCCUGAUUUUUAUUUUAUAUUUGGGGAGAAUCUAAAAGACAAUCAAAAUUACUUCAAUUCAUUAACAUAUGAUAAUUUUAAAAGCCUCAUUCAAAAGAUACUUUAG
Messenger RNA from Aethina tumida (small hive beetle), 1815 nucleotides. RefSeq lists its product as uncharacterized. The transcript has 3 exons. The record is from RefSeq and is a predicted model, not a curated record. The coding region runs from base 334 to 1815 and encodes 493 amino acids. Lineage: Eukaryota; Metazoa; Arthropoda; Insecta; Coleoptera; Nitidulidae.